Messenger RNA from Scaptodrosophila lebanonensis, 1510 nucleotides. RefSeq names its product facilitated trehalose transporter Tret1-like. Gene Ontology annotation, biological process: transmembrane transport; carbohydrate transport. Lineage: Eukaryota; Metazoa; Arthropoda; Insecta; Diptera; Drosophilidae. The record is from RefSeq and is a predicted model, not a curated record. The transcript is spliced from 6 exons. The coding region runs from base 26 to 1426 and encodes 466 amino acids. Gene Ontology annotation, molecular function: sugar transmembrane transporter activity. Gene Ontology annotation, cellular component: membrane.
GAAAUUGGAAGCAGACUUUCCUAAAAUGUUGUUCGAUCUGCGAAAAUGUUUUCAAAGCCCAGACUCCCUGCUGAACAGUAGACAUCGUUAUCAGCUACUGGUAACGCUGCUUGUUAAUAUCAUGACCUUCUCGCAUGGUCUCGGCGUGGGUUGGAUGUCUCCGGUGAUGCGAAAGCUUCAGACUGAUGAUACGCCACUCAGCUUCCGCGCUGUCAUAGAGGAGGUGUCCUGGAUCGGCUCGUUGCUGGGCAUCGGCAGUGUUAUUGGCAAUAUAGCGGCGGGUGUGCUUCAAAAUCGGGUGGGACGGAAGCCAGUAAUGUUUGCCAUAGCCAUUCCGCAUUCGUGUUUCUGGCUUUUGAGUUAUUUUGCGCAGAGCGUGGAGUAUUUCUAUGUGGGUAGGCUAUUAGCUGGCAUUUCGGGCGGUGGCGGCUAUAUAGUGCUGCCCUUAUUUAUCAGCGAAAUAUCAGACACCAACAUAAGAGGCACGCUCUCUUCUACGAUCUUGUUGUCCGUGAAUAUGGGCGUGUUAAGUGGCUAUAUCAUUUCCAUAUAUGCGCCAUACUAUAUAGUUCCUUUUUGUGUGCUGGCACUGCCCACAUGCUACUUCAUUUGCAACCUCUUCCUGCCCGAAACCCCACAUCAUCUCAUUCAAAAGGGCAGAUACGCGGCCGCUGAGAGAUCUUUUCGUUUCUAUAAGAAUAUUAGGGCCAGCGAUGUCAACGGCCUUAAUGAGUUCGAUGAUUUAAGGACGAAGCUAACAAAAGAGCAAAGCUUGGAGGACAAGACUCUUACCUACAAGGACUUUGUUACCAAGCCCGCCAUCAAGGCCUAUGGCUCGGCCGUUGUCCUGCUGAUGGCGAAUCAGCUAAGUGGACUCUUCUGCUUCACCAACUACAUGACCGACAUUUUCGCCGCCUCGCACUCCUCACUGGACGUAAAUAUUUGCACUAUUGUGGUGGGGGCGGUACAAAUAUUGGGCAACUAUAUGGCCACCCUCCUCUGUGAUAAAUAUGGACGCAAGAUUCUCCUGCUGGUGUCUUCUCUUGGCUCUGCGAUAUGCUUGGGAGCCUUCGGCACGUACACCUACUUUGCAUCCAAUCCCAACAAUGACGUCAGCGCUGUGGGUUGGUUGCCUUUGUUGCUGCUCUCGUUGGUUAUUUUCAUUGGAAAUAUCGGACUUGUGGGCUGUUUCUUUGUAGUGAUGGUCGAGCUACUUCCUGCCAAGAUACGCUCUGUGGCUUUGCCAUUUUUUAUUGUGCAGCUCAGUAUCCUAAUUUUCGUGUCAUUGAAAAUCUUUCCGGUUUUAAUGGUGCAGCUUGGAAUCUCAGUGACUAUGUGGUGCUGCGGCGGAAUGACUUUCCUUGCCUUCCUGUAUUUCAGUCGCUUCCUCGAGGAGACAAAGGGCAAGUCCUUGCUGGACUCGUAAUCGUAAUGCUCAUAUAGCUAGCUAGAUCUUGUAAUAUAUGUACUUGUAUAUUAGGUCGUGGUGAGAAAACCAUUUAGAAAAUAU